UUUUAUCUCCAAAUGUCAUUACGUGGCCUUAGAUUUGUGUGCCGAAUAUAUAGUGAUAAAUAAAAGAAAACAAGCUGUUAAUGUAUUAAAAGCUAAUAUUAACCUGUUCUAGUAGAAAUUGUAUGGAAAUACUUAAAACGAUGCAUAAUUUAUCUAAAUCGUUAUGGGUUAUAUCAAUAAUUUUAGCCGUAGUCAUAUCAACUGCAAAUUGUUACACUAUCACGGUUGAUGCACACGCCGAAGAAUGUUUUUUUGAAAAUGUGGAAGCCAAUACUAAAAUGGGGCUUACAUUUGAAAUAGCUGAAGGAGGUUUCUUAGAUAUAGAUGUAAAAAUCACUGGUCCUGAUGGUACAGUGUUACACCGCGGUGAGAGAGAAUCUUCUGGAAUGUUCACAUUUUCAGCAGCAACAUCUGGUCGUUACACCUAUUGUUUCAGUAAUCAGAUGUCCACAAUGACACCUAAGGUAGUGAUGUUUAACUUUGAAGUAGGAGAAGCACCCCACAAAGAUGAUGGUGAUAAAGACAAGGAAGUUGAUCACAAUAAGCUGGAGGACAUGAUCAAAGAGUUAGGUGCAACUCUUAAGACAGUAAAAAAUGAGCAGGAAUAUAUGCAGGUGCGAGACAGAAUUCACCGUUCCAUCAAUGAAAGCACAAACUCUCGUGUUGUUAUGUGGUCUAUAUUUGAAGCAUCUGUGCUUCUAGUUAUGACCCUGGGCCAAGUCUACUACCUCAAGAGAUUCUUUGAAGUGCAACGAGUCGUCUAAAAUUUGUUACUGUGUACAUGUAGUAUUUAAAUAAAUUUUUAUAUUGAUGACUGAGAAGUAAGACACCAUUUUGGUAUGUUGCAUGAUAUGUAAGAAUCUACAAUUUUUUGUUGUUGUUGUUUUUGUGAUGAACAGGCUUAUAAUCUACUGUAUUAAACCAUCCAUACUUCAAAAAAACACAUGCAAAAUAUAAAUUGUAAAUAAAACAACUGUAAUAAUUGAUCUGUUUAUUUGUACAGUAAAAUAUACAAAAUAAAUUAG
This is a messenger RNA of Pararge aegeria (speckled wood butterfly), 1025 nucleotides long. It is a transcript of the gene CHOp24, whose product is annotated as transmembrane emp24 domain-containing protein 2. The transcript is spliced from 4 exons. Gene Ontology annotation, biological process: endoplasmic reticulum to Golgi vesicle-mediated transport; Golgi organization; intracellular protein transport. NCBI's taxonomy places the organism in Eukaryota, Metazoa, Arthropoda, Insecta, Lepidoptera, Nymphalidae. The coding region runs from base 123 to 764 and encodes 213 amino acids. The record is from RefSeq and is a predicted model, not a curated record. Gene Ontology annotation, cellular component: COPII-coated ER to Golgi transport vesicle; Golgi apparatus; endoplasmic reticulum-Golgi intermediate compartment.